This is a messenger RNA of Pleurotus ostreatus (oyster mushroom), 7035 nucleotides long. RefSeq lists its product as uncharacterized. The transcript has 18 exons. Lineage: Eukaryota; Fungi; Basidiomycota; Agaricomycetes; Agaricales; Pleurotaceae. Bases 1 to 7035 code for a protein of 2344 amino acids. Gene Ontology annotation, molecular function: cytoskeletal motor activity; actin filament binding; ATP binding. Gene Ontology annotation, cellular component: myosin complex. The record is from RefSeq and is a predicted model, not a curated record.
AUGGUUGCGCCGAGGCUAUCGCAAAGUGCGGAGGCUGCUAGAGCUGCUGCUCAACAAGCAGAAUUUAACGAGAAGAAAUGGGUCUGGGUUCCCGACGACAAAGAAGGCUAUGCCGCAGGCUGGAUAUCCAAAACCGAGGGGGAUAUGGGGGACAUUGUCCUAUCGUCUGGAGGAGAGAUCCGCCGAGUGCCUCUAUACGCCUUGUCCAAGAUGAACCCCCCAAAGUUCGAUCGCGUAGAAGACAUUGCCGAUUUGACGUUCUUGAACGAGGCCAGCGUCGUCCAUAAUCUGCGCCUAAGGUACGGUUCCGGAGCUAUCUAUACAUAUUCAGGAUUGUUCUUAGUCGCUAUUAAUCCGUAUCAGAAUCUACCGCUAUACUCAGAUGCUAUCGUGCAACAAUACCGGGGCCGGAGGCGCGAUGAGAAUCCACCACACAUAUUCGCCGUCGCAGAACGGGCUUGGGUGAACAUGGGGGAUGAACGCGAGAACCAGAGUAUACUAAUCACAGGCGAGUCUGGCGCUGGGAAGACGGAGAGCACGAAGAAAGUAAUCCAAUAUCUCGCUGCGAUUGCCACUGACGCGCACUUGCCGUCCACACCCUCGCAUUCACGGUCACCAACCGUCGCCCCUUCCUCGUCCUUCGGCGCUAUAAUGCCAGCGUCAGGACUCCCGAGAAAUAGUUCCUUCAAGCGAAGCGGGCACACAGCUAGCCCGUCGACGUCGGGCUCCGGCUCCUACAUGACGGCAAAGGAUAGGCUCGGGCUCCUGGAACGACAAAUUCUGCAGGCGAACCCUAUUCUGGAGGCGUUCGGAAAUGCGCAAACGCAGAGAAACAACAACUCUAGUCGGUUUGGAAAGUUCGUGAGGAUCAUGUUCUCACCUGACGGGAGUAUCGCUGGGGCGUACAUCGACUGGUAUCUCUUGGAAAAGAGCCGUGUUGUUGCCAGGAGUGAAGCAGAGCGUAGUUUCCAUGUAUUCUACCAGCUGAUGGCCGGAGGUGGCAGGCAGUUCAAAGAGUCCCUGCUCUUGGACGGCGGAAUAGAAGAUUACGGCUACCUGAACCAGAGCAGACGGGAGGUCGAUGGAGUGGAUGAUAAAGAAGAGUGGUCCCAUCUCAAGUCCGCUCUAGACGUAGUUGGGUUCUCGCCGGCGGAGCAGUUCGAUUUAUUCCGCGUAGUCGCCGCCAUUAUGCACAUUGGGAACAUCACCGUCACUUCAACGCGCUCCGACGAUGCUCUCAUGCCUAAUCCAUCACAGGUCGAACGGGUGUGCCAUUUGCUUGGCAUCCCCGUUGCCGAAUUCACUCGGGCAAUCCUACGCCCCAGCGUUCUUGCGGGGCGCGAAUGGGUGUCACAGGCGAGAACCCAACAACAGGCGCUCGACGAACUGGCGUCGCUGUGUAAGACGCUUUACGAGAAGACGUUCGGGCUGUUGGUAGAUAGGAUCAACCGCGCGCUCGACAGGCCGUCCUCAAAGUCGACCUUCAUCGGCGUGCUGGAUAUCGCCGGUUUCGAGAUCUUCGAUGUCAACGGGUAUGAGCAGCUUCUAAUCAACUACACCAACGAGAAACUGCAGCAGUUCUUCAACCACCAUAUGUUUGUCUUGGAGCAGGAGGAAUAUUCUCGGGAGGGGAUUGAGUGGGACUACGUGAACUUUGGGCUCGACCUACAGCCGACGAUUGACUUGAUUGAAGCCAACGGUGGCUCAAUUGGUAUUCUGAGCUGCUUGGAUGACCAGUGCAUCAUGCCUAAGGCGACAGAUGCAACCUUCACACACAAACUGCAUCAAAUGUGGGGCACGGAAGUGGACGAGUCGAAGUAUCACCCAGGCAUGGACAAAUACGAACCAACCCGAUUCGAGCAGGGCUUCAUCGUCCAGCACUAUGCGGGCAAGGUUGAGUACAGGACGGACGGGUGGCUGGACAAGAACAAGGAUCCGCUAAACGACAACAUCACUCGGGUUCUCGCAGCCUCAAGCGAGCGAUUCGUUGCCUCGCUGUUUGCCGACUAUGACGACUUGCCUGCGCCAGGCACAACGCAGAACAUGUUCACCGUUGGCAAGCGUCGCGUCCUCAAAAAAGGGGCCUUCCGCACUGUCGGCCAACGACACAAGGAGCAACUAGCCAGUCUGAUGAGUCAGCUGCACUCCACCCAACCCCAUUUCGUGCGGUGCAUCGUGCCCAACACGAACAAGAAGCCCGCCAGAGUCGACGUCCCUCUAAUUUUAGAUCAGCUACGGUGCAAUGGUGUCUUGGAAGGUAUCCGAAUUGCACGUCUGGGGUAUCCCAACCGUCUCCCCUUCGUCGAAUUCCGUCAGCGCUACGAGGUCUUAACCCCCGGGAUCAUCCCACGCGGAUACAUGGACGGGCGCAAGGCCUGCCUGCUCAUGGUCGAUGCCUUGGAUCUAGACAGGACUAUAUACCGCGUCGGAACGUCGAAGAUUUUCUUCAAGGCCGGCGUGCUCGCCGCACUCGAGGAGCGACGCGAUGCCCUACUGUACGAGAUAUUCUCCCGGCUGCAAGCAGUCGCUCGGAUGUACACGGCCAGGAGGCAGAUGAAGAAGAUAUUGAACAGGGCUGUGGCCAUCCGCACAAUCCAGAAGAACGCUCGUAUUUAUGGCGAAUUGAGAGAUUGGCCAUGGUGGCAACUUUAUACCAAGGUUCGCCCCCUUCUGGCUGCUACUCGCAACGACGACGAGCUACGAAAGAAAGAAGCUGAGCUGGCUCUCAUCCGAGAGAGAGCUGAAAGGGACAAGCAGGAGAAAGAGGCGUUGGAGAACCUGAAGAUGUCCCUGGAAACGGAGAAGAGGAGAGUGGAGGACGAGCUGGAGGCCGAGAGGGCAGUUGGCCUGGAGAAGGACGCGAUUUUGGAUCGGAGCAAGCACAAGGAAGCGGAACUCGAGGAGGAAAUCGCUGCAUUGCAGUCGUAUCUUGAGACACAGGAUCGGCACCUUGACGAUAUUCGGAAGAUGCAGAAGGAGAAAGACGGAACGCAUGAGCUGCUGAAGCAAGCAUUUGAGCAAGCCGCCGAGCAUCUCGUACGGCUGGAGAACGAACAGCAGGAAUGGGUGAAGCGCGAGGAGCAGCUUGUGGAAGAACUGCGCGAGCACCACGAGCACCUCCAGGCACUCCAAGCCGAUCACGAAGAACUCACGAAGGUCAGCGAAGACUUGCAGAGCCUCGUCGUCCAACGCGAAGAGGAUCUUGCGCGUGCCAAGGAAAGGACGGAAGCCCUUGUCGCUGAGCUGGAAGGGAAACUCGGCGUCGAGCACAAGAACAGAGAGGCCAUGAAGAGCAGAGUAGACGCUUUGGAACAAGAGGCUCAUCAAACGAAGGAACAACUGACGGAGUUGACGCGGACCGCGACUGAAUACUCUAGCAUGCUCCAGAGGAAGGAAGAGCGGAUCGUACAGCUGCUCGACCAGUUGGACACUAUCAAAGCAGAGCGAGACUCCUCUUCGAAACAGGUGAUAGAAUUGCAGAGCGACAUCGAUACUCUCAUGGCCGAAUUAGACGCGGACAAGCUUGAUAAAGAGCGCAGCGCAGCCGCUCGCACUAAACUGGAGGAGGAGUUAGAUGAUCUGCGAGCGCUCAUGCAAGCAAAGACGAGUGAGGAGUCCAAGCGCUUGGAGGUGGAAAAGAGCCGGGAAGAAGAGCUUGCUGAGCUGCGACGUCAAGCGUCUACACUACAGCAGGAACUCAGCGAAUCCCGCAGACUUGCUGCCGAAACCCAGAACAAGCUCAAAGUUGAGCUCGAUCACAUCUCGCGAGACCACCACUCGUUAGAGCGUAGUCAUCAAUCACUUCUUGACAGAGAACGCGCUGGGCAGGCGGAGCUGACCAAGGCACAGGCCUCGGUUGCCGAGCUCGAAAAGUCCAAACGAGCAGCUGAAUCCGAACUACAAGCCGUCCGUACCAGACAAGCCAACACUGACAAUGAGCUGUCUACGACGUUGAAGAGCAAAACGGAUCUUGAACGUCAAUUAGUUGCCAUCCAAUCCCGUCGAGACGAACUUGAAGACUCUUUCAUGGAAGCUGAAAGAGAGAAGCUAACGCACCUUCGCCACCUUGAGGCUGCGAAGAAGAGCCUGGAGAGCGAGAACAAGAAAUCGGCGCAGCUCGAGAAGACUAUCGCAACUAUGAAAUCAGAGUUAGCAACUCUCAAGGACCAAAACGUCAAGCUCGAUAGGGAUCUUAACAAAGCCUUGAAAGACGUGAAGGACCGCGAAUGGGAGAUCAAGAAGUUUGAAUCUCGUCAAGACAAGAUCACUGUAGAGCAUAUUCACGUCUACGAGAAAGUCAAGCGUGCUACAGACCGUGAACUCCAGAACCUCAAACAGGAACUCCAGCAGAACGAGACUUAUAUUCGAUCUCUGGAGAGGAUGCGAGAUCAGCUAAAGACUGAGGCAGAGGAUCUGGAAAGGCGGACUCAACAGGAAAGUCUUGAACUUCGGUCAAAGGACAAAGCUGUCAAAUCAUCCGAAGACAAAGCUGCCCGAGCGCAAGUAGACCUGGAAACGGAACGAAAGGCCAAAGAGCUAGCAGAGAUGCGCGCGAAGAAACUCGAGUCGGAUCUCAAGGCUGCUCAGGAUCAACUUGUUGAAUUGUCUCAAGAGGUGUUAGCAGCUCAACGGUCGAAGGACAACUUGGAGAUGGAGCUGAUGCGAAUAGCAGACGAAACCGAAACACCCAACUCCGUCGCCCGGGCACAUCGAGAGUACCAGUCCAGGAUUGCUCAGUUGGAAGGACAGCUUGAAGAGGCGGAAAGUGGGCGAGAGACUUCGGACAAGAUUCGUGAAGUUAUGGAGAGACAACACGCCGAAAUUCGUCAACUCAUAUUGUCCCAUAACCCGAACGACCAAGGGUUCCAGUCGCGACUGCUAGAGGAGCUUCAGCAUACUGAAGACCGGUUGAGUAAGGAAAUGAACGGCCGCGCUCAAAAUCUGAAGGCUAAUCGUAAAUUGGAUUUCACUACCAUGGCAAACGUUACUCCGACGAAGGCAUCAACUCCCAAGCGCGUUCGCACCGAAUCCCUCCCCGAUCCCGCCCCGCGUCCCGAUCCACAAGUUGGCGCACUCAAGCAACAGGUCCAAACGCUUGAAAUACAGAUGGCUGCUUCUGACCGCAUCCGCCGACACCUAGAGAGUGCUAUUCGUGACAUGCUGGCCGAACUAGAAAGGAGCGAUGAUUCGAAGCAGUCGCUUCAAAACUAUCGACAACGGCUGACGAACGAGAACACGAGACUCACCGAAUUGCUUCACGAGGAAUCAGAGGCUCGUCGUGCCGCGGAAGCUGCCCAAAUUGACGGUGUCCAGGCAAUGUGGAACAAGUUCCAAAACACUAUCGCUGAGGAGCGCGAAAGUUACGCUCGAUUGGAAGAGUCGAGGAAGGCUCUCGUGGUCCAACAACGCACGGCUCAAGCAGAGAUCGAAAGUCAGCGAUCACAACUUCGUGAAGCCUCCUCGUCAAAGAAGCAGCUCCAGAGCGAACUCUCCCAGUUGCAACAGGAAGUGGCUGUCGCGAAGAAUGAAGCCUCAGCGGCUAAGCGCCAAUUGCAGAAGCGCUUACAAGAAGACGAAAUCUCCUCCACAACAUCGUCCGCAGCACAACUAGAGCUUCGUGCUGUAAUUGAGACAUACCAGGCCAAAGAAGGAGAAUACCGAAGCAAACUUGAAGCCGCUGAGAUCGCCCGUGCCAAGGCGGCCCGUGCUGAGGCUCAUGCUCGUCGCAGUCUUACUGAUAUGGAAAAGACACAUGCCCAAGCAGUAGAAGAACGGAAUGCCUCCGAAGCCCGCCUCCAAGCGACUGAGAAGAAACUCCGUGAGCUGGAGAAUAAGUUCGAGGAAGAGAAUCGUGAGGCCACAGAUCUGAGCUUGCUGCAUCAGCGUCUGGUAGAAGAACUGCAAGACGAACGAAAGCAGCACCAGGAAGAUCUGAAGACUCGGGACUUCACUGCUGACCAGGUACAGAAGAAGUACCAAGCUGAAUUGGCACAGCUCAGCGAAGAACUUCAAUCACAGCGUGAGAGUAUUAGUCGACUUCGUGAAGACAACCGCAAGAUACGCUCUGAUUACGACCAGCUUCUCUUUGAUUACAACAACGAAUCUUCGAGUAUCGGCGGCUGGAAGAAAGAGAAGGAGCGUAUGGAGACGAAGAUUGAGGAUCUCAACAAGGCGUACACUGCUUCAGAGAGUGCCCAAGCUGAACAGCAAGCUCAAAUUGUCGCCCUUCAUUCUCAAGUUCGUGAACUACGAAGUGUCUUGAAUGAUGCCGAAGCGGAACGUACGAUGUUGCAGAAGGCUCGACGCGCUCUUCAGGCUGAACUAGAGUCUAUCAAGUUGGAUUAUGUCGACACCAACAAGAUGUCUUCAGAUCGAGAACUUCAGAAAUUGCAGCUGAAGAAGCAAGAUCUCGAGCGAGCGUUGGAUGAACAAGAGGACCGUGUCAAACAAGCGCUCGACCGUAUGAAGGAGAAGGAAGCGUACGCAGCGAAAUGCCAAGCCGAGUUAUACCAACUUCAAGAAGAGAACUCGGCACUAGAGAAACUUAACGCCAAUCUCGACAAGCAGGUCAAGGAGCUUAACGUUCGUGUUGUGGAUUUGGAGACGAAAUCGUAUACAAAUUCACCUCGGUCCACUAUCUCAACGCGCCGUGCAGAGAGCAAGAUAGAAGAGCUCACUAACCAGCUGCAUCAAUCUGGGAAGGAGAAAUCCGAGAACUCUAGGUCCCUCCGUGCAGCCGACAAGCUCGCUCGCGAUGCCAAACUCCAAAUCGUCGAAAGCGAUCGGCAGAGGCAGAAGCUAGAGGAAGAGCGGAAGGCCUACGAGAAUCAGAUAGAAGAUCUGAGAAAAGCAAUGGACAAGAUGCAAACGGAGGAAAGCACGCUUCAAGCCAUGAAACGACGUGCCGAGCGAGAAGCUGGCGACUUCAGGCAAAAGACCUUAACCCUUGAGCGCGAAGUCGAAAGACUGCGAAGUAGACUCGACCGACCAACCUCUUCAUUGCUAGAUUCUCCUUCUGGCUCCCCGCGGAAAUAA